Messenger RNA from Sycon ciliatum, 957 nucleotides. RefSeq lists its product as uncharacterized. The coding region runs from base 1 to 957 and encodes 318 amino acids. NCBI's taxonomy places the organism in Eukaryota, Metazoa, Porifera, Calcarea, Leucosolenida, Sycettidae. The transcript has a single exon. The record is from RefSeq and is a predicted model, not a curated record. Gene Ontology annotation, molecular function: nucleic acid binding.
AUGCAAGAGCAGUUCGCUAUCCCACACCUGUUGCACUAUCUCGACGACUUUCUCAAUGCAUGCUCUGGAUCUGUAGUAGCCCACCAGCAACUCGCUAUUCUGCUGCGUGCUUUCACAUACCUCAGCGUACCCCUGGCCCCAGCAAAAGUGGAGGGUCCAGCUCAAGUCCUGACUUUUCUCGGCAUUAUUCUUGACACCCGCCGCCUCGAAGCCCGCCUGCCUAUGGACAAACUUUCCGAGCUUCGGGACCUCCUACGGGCCACUCUGCACUCAGUGUCAAUUUCGCAACGUCAACUCGAGUCUCUUCUGGGAAAGCUCUCGUUUGCCGCGAGAGUGGUAGUCCCAGGACGCACAUUCAUGCGCAGACUGUGGUCAAUUGCCAGCCGGUACCAGCAGCCCUAUUACCGGAUUAAGCUCUCUGAAGAGUGCCUCGAAGAUUUGCGUUGGUGGCUCAAGCUCUUGGACCAGUGGAACGGCCGGUCGUUCUUCUUACAUCCCAACUGGACGCCGUCCCCGGACUUGCAACUAUACACCGAUGCAAGUGGUGCCAUUGGCUGGGGCGCGUACAAUUCCGGCCGAUGGAUACAGGGCAGGUGGACAGACAGCCAAGCAGAGCAUAGCAUCGACUGGAAAGAGCUGUUUGCAGUUGUGGCAGCCUGCAGUACCUGGGGAAGCGAGUGGCCUCAGCUGCGAAUAUUAAUUCACUGCGACAACAUGGUGGUAGUGGAGUGUAUCCUUUCCGGCACCUCCCGAUCUCCAGCACUGAUGGUUCUGCUGCGGGAGCUGUUCUUUGUAUGCGCUGGGCACAAUUUCACUGUUUCUGCUAAGCAUAUUCCAGGAGCCAAUAACACUAUCGCCGAUCGUCUCUCUCGUUUCUGCAUGCAGGACUUCCGCAAAGCAGCACCGUCAGCUCGCAUGGAGGCAGACGCGGCCCGUCUGCCGCACCAGCUGAUGUAG